AUGACGCUUUACGCGUCCUACAUGACGCCCAUCUCUGUCCAGGAUUUGCACCAAGAGGGCAACGAAGGGAAAAGGUGCUUCUUUCAGCACUUCGCCACGAGCUGGAUGGACAGCGGUGGUGAUGCCUACGACCUCACGAAUCAACAAGUGACGAGUGUGGACGAUUGCGAGCUACUGUGUUGUGAGCACGCCGAGUGUCAGUCAUUUACGUUCUGGCGCGGUCGCACUUGCUACCUGCGCGCCUCAAGCAACACCCCGCGGCCGAACGGCGACUCAUUCUCUGGUAUCCGAUUGACCUAA
Messenger RNA from Phytophthora infestans T30-4, 300 nucleotides. RefSeq lists its product as uncharacterized. Gene Ontology annotation, molecular function: protein binding. Lineage: Eukaryota; Oomycota; Peronosporomycetes; Peronosporales; Peronosporaceae. Gene Ontology annotation, biological process: proteolysis. The coding region runs from base 1 to 300 and encodes 99 amino acids. Gene Ontology annotation, cellular component: extracellular region. The record is from RefSeq and is a predicted model, not a curated record. The transcript has 2 exons.